CAACUCGUUCAAUUUCUGGAUUAUGAAAAUGAGCACGACAACCCAGUCGAGGACAAAUAUCGGACUCUGGCACAUGAUCUUUUGCGUGGUCUAGUCGAUCCUGCGCUAAAGCCAGAUCGAGAACAACGGCAUCGUUUGGCUGCAAUCAUUGAUUCACCGUCUCAUCAUCCCACACGGGAAGAGAAAGAUCUUUUGUGGAGAUUUCGCUUUAGCUUGGUUGACAAUAGGAGAGCGUUAACAAAAUUUCUUGUUGCUGUCGAUUGGUCUGUUGAUAGCGAGGUUGUUCAAGCAGCGGAGCUCCUAGAACAAUGGCGUAAACGGAGUCCUAUCGAAGUUACUGACGCUUUGAAGCUACUGGGAAAGCAUGUUGCCUUCCAAACUAACCUUGUUCGCUCGUAUGCAAUCGAUACUCUGCAGUCCGCACCGGACACUGAGCUUCGUCUCUAUCUCCUUCAGCUUGUACAAGCCCUCAAAUAUGAAAAUAUAGAGGCUUUGGAAAAUGGCACUCCAGCGAGACUCGGAAAAUUGAGCAACAUCUCCUCAAAACAAACCCAGGUAUCAUCGCUCGCGACCUUCUUAAUUGAUCGGGCGUCCAAGAACAUUGAACUAGCGAACUUCUUGUAUUGGUAUCUGAAAGUCGAACUCGAAAAUCCCACACACGGUUCCCGAUAUCGAGAUGUAUUCGAAGCAUUGAAGGUCCAGCUAUCUGAUACACCGUUCGUGGCUGGUGGACGGAACCAACGGACUAUAUGGGAGGUUUUAGUGGCUCAAGACGAAUACAUAUCAGGUAUCAUGGAUAUUCAGCUCCGGUGUCGGGAUUCGCGAGGGAAGAAGGACCAAAAGGAAGCGCUUUUGCAGACGUUGCUAUCAAAAGAGGGCUACGACAAGAAAGUUAACCGUGAACCAGUUCCGUUGCCUUCAGCUCCCGACGUUCUUGUCUAUGGAGUUGCGCACGACACGGUUAAAAUGUUCAAGUCUGCUCUAUAUCCAGCCCUUGUCGAGUUUCGUCAGGCAGAAUAUUCAACGAGCUACCAGGUAAUUGUCAAGACUGGCGAUGAUCUACGGCAAGACCAGCUGAUAAUCAUGAUGAUCCAGCUGAUGGACGGUCUUCUGAAGCGAGCUGCUCUGGACUUGUGCUUAAUGCCAUAUUCAGUCAUUGCGAUCUCUCGGUCGUCAGGCUUGCUAGAGUUUGUGGAUGGAUCUUUGCCUAUUUCUCAAGUGCUGUCGACCCAUAGUGGGUCUGUGCUCCAAUUUUUCCAGUCGGCAUCGCCGCAAAGCAAUGCAAAGUACGACAUUAAGCCAGAGGUUCUGUCGACUUACAUUCGCAGUUGCGCAGGUUAUUGCGUCAUUACAUUCCUCUUGGGGAUUGGAGAUCGCCAUUUAGACAAUAUCCUGUUACGGCAGACUGGCCACUUGUUUCACAUUGAUUUUGGCUUCGCGUUCGGGCGUGAUCCCAAACCACUUCCGCCAGUUUUCCGACUAACACGGGAGAUGGUUGAUGGUAUGGGGGGUAUAGAUUCGAGUGAAUAUCGUCAAUUCUGUUCGUUGGCUUGCCAAGCAUACAAUGCUCUGCGCAAGAGUGCGGGAUUGGUACUUAAUCUACUGAGCUUAAUGAGUGACGCUGGUAUUGAAGAUCUGUCGAAUAAUCCAAUGGCCGACGCGGAUGGUGUCAUUGCAAAGGUUGAAGAACGAUUUAUGUUGCACUUAUCGGACGACGAGGCCGAAAGUUACUUUCUCGGUUUGAUCAACGACUGUUUGACUGCUAUUGCACCGCGUGUCAUGGAUGUCUUCCAUUCAUUUGCUGUUGCGAGGAGAUAGUACAGAGAUUGGAGAAAUGGAUGGAAUGAACAAUACGAGGUCGCCCAAAGUAUGUUUGGUACUUCUCGACUCGUUGACAAGGAACUGGCCGAAUCGUGAUCAAGUCCUCUGAUGAAGCUGUGGCGCACUUCUUCGGCUCGAAGAAAUCAUGUGUGGAUGACGCAGAAGAAAGAUGGAGGUAAUAUAUGAGUGGCUGUCUAUAUAGGCAUUGUCCUAGUAAGUUCUGUAUAACUUUGUUUUCUAGUAAGCUU
Phaeodactylum tricornutum CCAP 1055/1 is the source of this 2069-nucleotide messenger RNA. RefSeq lists its product with no specific name. The transcript is spliced from 5 exons. Gene Ontology annotation, molecular function: 1-phosphatidylinositol-3-kinase activity. Bases 793 to 1818 code for a protein of 341 amino acids. Gene Ontology annotation, cellular component: phagophore assembly site; membrane; peroxisome. NCBI's taxonomy places the organism in Eukaryota, Bacillariophyta, Bacillariophyceae, Surirellales, Neidiaceae. The record is from RefSeq and is a predicted model, not a curated record. Gene Ontology annotation, biological process: autophagosome assembly; phosphatidylinositol-mediated signaling; phosphatidylinositol-3-phosphate biosynthetic process.